ACUCUCGACCACCAGAAGUCACCCAAAGUCCCUAGACUCCCAACGCCCACCCUUCAACUACCGACGGUUGUCCCUGAAAAUGGCUUCCGUAGUAUCCUUCAGUUCUGUUAGUCCCCACUUCCACUCCCAUCAUAGAGGUGUCACUUUCCGAUCACUGUCUCGACCAAAAAUCUGCAUUUUCAGGUGUAGUGAAAAAAACCAAACCCCAACAAGUAAUUCUACUUCAUCCAUCAAUCCAACUUCCGAAUCCGACAACGUGUUACUCAGGCUGGCCUGGUAUGGCUCCGAGCUACUUGGGAUUGCAGCAUCGUUUGUCCGUUCGCCGUCAAAUGCUGGAGCUCCCGGCACGGAUCUUGAGCUUGAGGAAGAUGGGCAGGGAGUGGUUGAUCGUACCCAGGUUGUCGAAACCAUUAAGGACGACUUCCAAAGAUCGUAUUUUGUUACAGGAAAUCUGACACUCGCUGCAUAUGAAGAGGACUGUGAAUUUGCUGAUCCAGCAGGUUCCUUCAGAGGGCUUCGCCGUUUCAAAAGGAACUGUUCUAAUUUUGGGUCCUUAAUUGAAAAGUCAAAUAUGAAACUUAUGAGGUGGGAAAAUUUUGAGGAUAAGGGAAUUGGACAUUGGCGUUUCAGUUGCAUCUUGUCGUUUCCAUGGAGGCCCAUUCUUUCAGCUACUGGAUAUACAGAAUAUUACUUCGACGAUCAAUCUGGAAGGGUGUGCAGGCAUGUAGAGCACUGGAAUGUUCCAAAAAUGACUCUACUGAAACAAAUACUAAAGCCUAGCCGGGGCCUUUGGAGUAAGAAGUCUGCAAAUUGAAGGGAUAGAAAGGCUCUCAUGAACUCAUGAAGAUUCAUGUUUAUUCAUCAGCUUUCAAUCAUUGAAAAAGUAAAGUGGUUGCCAGAAAGAAA
This is a messenger RNA of Telopea speciosissima, 906 nucleotides long. RefSeq lists its product as uncharacterized. The transcript has 5 exons. Lineage: Eukaryota; Viridiplantae; Streptophyta; Magnoliopsida; Proteales; Proteaceae. Bases 80 to 814 code for a protein of 244 amino acids. The record is from RefSeq and is a predicted model, not a curated record.